Gekko japonicus is the source of this 2810-nucleotide messenger RNA. It is a transcript of the gene PAK1, whose product is annotated as p21 protein (Cdc42/Rac)-activated kinase 1. The record is from RefSeq and is a predicted model, not a curated record. NCBI's taxonomy places the organism in Eukaryota, Metazoa, Chordata, Lepidosauria, Squamata, Gekkonidae. The transcript is spliced from 15 exons. Gene Ontology annotation, cellular component: cytoplasm. Gene Ontology annotation, biological process: regulation of actin cytoskeleton organization; regulation of MAPK cascade; intracellular signal transduction. Gene Ontology annotation, molecular function: protein serine/threonine kinase activity; ATP binding. Bases 205 to 1836 code for a protein of 543 amino acids.
AAGGCAACAGAGCUCCCGGGACCCUGCCCGGUUAUAGCCUCUUGGCGAACAGCAGUGGGAAAGAGCUGACGGAGGUUCUUUAUAAUUAGAAUCGCUCGGCUCCAUCCAAACAACCCGCUUGGGGCAUGUCAGCGGAGAGAAUUAUGCCUCCCCUCCUCACCGAUCGCUAGAGCAGGGCCAAGCUAGAGCAGCCACCGGGUGAAGAUGUCCAACAAUGGGACAGAAGCAGAAGACAAGCCGCCGGCUCCCCCGAUGAGGAACACGAGCACCAUGAUAGGCGCCGGCAGCAAAGACGGGGGGACCCUGAACCACGGCUCCAAACCGCUGCCCCCCAAUCCCGAAGAGAAGAAGAAGAGGGACCGUUUUUACCGUUCCAUCUUGCCGGGAGACAAAACCAACAAAAAGAAGGAGAAAGAACGGCCGGAAAUCUCCCUGCCUUCAGACUUUGAACACACGAUUCAUGUCGGAUUUGAUGCGGUCACGGGCGAAUUCACAGGCAUGCCGGAGCAGUGGGCCCGUUUGCUCCAGACCUCGAAUAUCACCAAGUCGGAGCAGAAGAAGAACCCUCAAGCCGUCCUUGACGUGCUAGAGUUCUACAAUUCGAAAAAGACCUCCAACAGUCAGAAGUAUAUGAGCUUCACAGAUAAACUCACAGAGGACUACAACUCUUCGAACACACUGAAUGUGAAGACCGUGUCGGAAACACCUGCGGUCCCCCCCGUCUCGGAAGACGAAGACGAUGAGGAUGACGCCGCCCCUCCCCCAGUCAUCGCCCCUCGGCCCGAGCACACGAAAUCUAUAUACACCCGCUCUGUGAUCGAGCCUCUUCCCCCGACCAAAGACGUGGCCACUUCACCGCUUCCUUCCCCGUCAGACAACAACACGACGCCCCCCGACACGCUGACCAGGAGUGCCGACAAGCAGAAGAAGAAACCCAAAAUGACGGAUGAAGAGAUCUUGGAAAAGCUCAGAGGCAUCGUGAGCGUGGGUGACCCCAAGAAGAAAUACACAAGCUUCGAAAAGAUCGGACAAGGAGCUUCGGGCACCGUUUAUACAGCGAUGGAUGUGGCUACAGGGCAGGAGGUUGCCAUCAAACAGAUGAACUUGCAGCAGCAGCCAAAGAAAGAGCUGAUCAUUAACGAAAUCCUGGUCAUGAGGGAAAACAAGAACCCCAACAUUGUCAACUAUCUGGACAGUUACCUCGUGGGGGAUGAGCUGUGGGUCGUCAUGGAGUAUUUGGCCGGCGGCUCUCUGACAGACGUGGUGACGGAGACCUGCAUGGACGAAGGGCAGAUAGCGGCCGUGUGCCGAGAGUGUCUGCAGGCUCUGGAGUUCCUCCAUUCCAACCAAGUCAUCCACCGGGACAUCAAGAGCGACAACAUCUUGCUAGGGAUGGACGGCUCCGUCAAACUAACCGAUUUCGGCUUCUGCGCUCAGAUCACGCCGGAGCAGAGCAAACGGAGCACAAUGGUGGGGACUCCCUAUUGGAUGGCUCCCGAGGUGGUCACGAGGAAAGCGUACGGGCCCAAGGUGGACAUCUGGUCUCUGGGGAUAAUGGCCAUCGAGAUGAUAGAAGGGGAGCCCCCGUACCUCAACGAGAACCCCCUGCGGGCUUUAUAUCUCAUUGCGACCAAUGGGACGCCAGAGCUGCAGAACCCAGAAAAGCUGUCGCCCAUAUUUAGAGACUUCCUUACCCGCUGCCUGGAGAUGGACGUGGAGAAGCGGGGUUCCGCUAAAGAGCUCCUCCAGCACCAGUUCCUGAAAAUCGCCAAGCCGCUGUCCAGCCUCACACCUCUCAUCAUCGCCGCUAAGGAGGCCACGAAGAACAACCACUGAAACGGCCCCGGAGCCGCAGGGAUCGUGCCAAGCCCUUUAAGUACCCCCUUUUUUAAAACAGAUACCCGUUUCAAAGCACUCGUGACUUUUACCGUGCUCAGAGACGUCUGAUCCUGCAAGAACCGGGGUCGGCGCAAAGGAUUCACGUCGAGUCAUGGAGCAGACGGGUGAUUUAACGUUCAGCCUGUGGCCUAAGAAUGGGAAGGAGACUCUUUGUAGGUUUCAAAUGGGUCGUUAGGAGAGCGCCCAAUCCUGAACGACGUGAGGACGAGCCACCGUUCCCCCCCACCCUUUUAACGCGGGGAUUUAAGCGAGGGGAUAGAAAAUCGCACAGGCCGUUCUUUCCCUGAAUUAAAGUUUGUUCCGCCUGUGUUCCCCGUGUCUCCGUUGCAGCCCUGCUACUGAGAGUUUGGAUGACUUGAAAGUGAGAACCGGUAAGGACGCGGCAGGGACAGUUCUUAAAAGUCCCGUGGGAGACAUGCAGCAAACGAUUUCCCAGAUAUCCCAGGUAUCCGGACGUGUGUGUGUGCAUGCACCAGAGAAGACGCUGAAGUCGUGAGAAUGAGCCGUUUCCCCCCCAUCCCGCAGAACACCAGAGGAUUACUUCGAUCACCGCGCCGUGUUUCGGGGACGCUUUGCUGGAGCAAACUUGCCUGCUCAAUUAAAUCCAUCUCGCCGGUUUCUCCGCCCCGCCCUCCGUCUGUCCUUUGGGCGAAAGAAUCUCUUAGCAAUAAUUCACAAGGGUGCCGAUCGGGUGGAAGGUUUCAGGGCUGCAAAACGAGGACAGUAGCUUAAGGGUUAACCCUCAGUCGGCUGCGUUUUCGUAUCCGGGGGUGCUCCCCCCCCCCCUUUCGGGAGUAUUAACAUCUUACUUGUCCGCUUUUGUUUCAUUCUGUAUCCUGUACGUCAGGAAUGGUUAGCUGGUGGCCGUGAGUCGGAUCAGGCCCUGCCAAAUUUUAAUAAAAAUCUGGUUU